Parathielavia appendiculata is the source of this 570-nucleotide messenger RNA. RefSeq lists its product as uncharacterized. NCBI's taxonomy places the organism in Eukaryota, Fungi, Ascomycota, Sordariomycetes, Sordariales, Chaetomiaceae. The record is from RefSeq and is a predicted model, not a curated record. The transcript has a single exon. Bases 185 to 496 code for a protein of 103 amino acids.
CCAGACACACACUUGCAAUGGGGGUUCGAAUGCCAACAAAGACCUUCACGUCGUUGAGAGACCGGGAUCCCGCCUUCUGAGCAUUUGCUUCCGAAUGGCAGAGUACAAGUGGUAAGUGAUGGAGAAAGCUAAUCCGCCCAAUCCGAUGCCGAUUGCAAGACAGUAAAACACCUGGAGGGACCCCAUGUCCUCCAGGUCCCGUCUUCCUAGACAUGCGAGAGGUUGCGGGGAGAACAGAGAAAAUGUUGCUUGCUGCUGCUUCACCUGCAUUUUGAUUGGAUUCGAUGACGCUCGAACGACAUCCACUGAGCCAGACCGGGGCUUAACACCUCUGAGCCAAGCCCACGAACUCAAACAUCAACACUGCUCUGUGAAAUCCAAGCAGGCGGUGCAAUGUUGGAAGAGGCGUCCUUACCAUGCCGGGAUCGUUUCUGCAAGAACGGGAGAGGCACAAGUCUGGAAGACUCGACGUCGAGAAUGGCUUCGGCAUCAAUAAGCCCAAGGAACAAGCCAAUACGGGCGUUUCCGGGAGAGCAGCGACGAGCUCAUCCUUGGAUCAUCUUCCCAAUU